AAGGCAAAAAUGUUUCUAAGUUAAACUCAAAAAGCUCCUUAAAGCCUUAAAGCUGUUCUCAGGAUUGACGAUACACAAAAUACGAACAUACUAAAACGUUUCAGACCUGCGGUUCCGCAUCAUGUGACUUGCUGUAAGUGCCUGUAAGAAACUGAAAGUUAAAUAAGCUGCUAAAUGUCGGAGCUUUAAAUGAGGAAGACAGAGCGACAGCCUCGGAGCUCGUUUCAUUUAAAGCGUGUGGACCAAGAACACAGUUGUCCUCAGAGGGCAGAUUACAUCAUCUGAACCAGAAUGACUUCACAAGAUGAGGAUGAGAAGAGAUACGACCCCAACGACAGCACGCUGACAUUUGUCAACAGGCAGGAUGAUCUGGACCCAUUAUCCGGUGAUGACGAAGACAGUCUGGUGGCAGAGAUGUCCUGCGGUCAUGCCGUCACAGCGGAAUCGCUCACCGGGUGGUGCCGCAGUCUGCUGGAUCAGGGCCAGUACAGAUUUAAGUGUCCCGCUUUAAAUGAUGACACCUUGGAAAAGUGUGAUGCAGUGUGGUCCUAUCCAGAGGUGCGCAGGCUGGCAGCACUGACAGUUGAAGAGAUGGCAUACUUUGAAGAGAGGAUCGCCCAACUGGCAGCCAGAGAAUAUUGUGACCUUAGAACCUGUCCUGGCUGUAAGACUUAUGUGGAGAGAGAGGACCUGACUAACCUCAGUGUCAGGUGCACAAUCUGCACAACAGACAACAACGAAGUGUACGAGUUCUGCUGCCAGUGUUUGAGGCCAUGGGAAGGUAGAGCUCCACGCUCUGAUCGCUGCGACAAUGACGGCUGUGCGAACCACGACCUCGAACUUCUCAAGAACUGCAAGACUACUGACCUCCCUCAGGUUCAGGGGGUUGAUGCCUGUCCCUCCAUCCGAGCCUGUCCCACCUGUGGUGAGAUAGUGGAGCACGAUCAAACAGGCUGCAAGAACGUCAUCUGUCCUCGCUGUCAGAAAGAGUUCUGCUUUGUGUGUCUGAAACUCACUCCUGAGUGCUUGAGGACGAGCUCUUACUUCAUCCCCUGCAGUGAUGGUGUGGCUCCCAGACAAACAUCCAUACCUGUGUGGCACAGAAACUAAGAGGCAACAUGGACUCUGAUUGUGCUUUCUUUUCUCAUAGUAGACUCUCCUUUAGGAUUUCAUUAGAACACAAAAGUUUUACUGGCUGGCUUUUUCUUGUAGAUGAUUAAGUUUUAUGCUGUAUAAUAAUUGAAAAUUGUUUUCCUUUAAAAUUUAUUUCUGCUCAGCCAUCGUUAUUCGUAAAUAGUUGUAUGACUUAAUAAAUAUGUCAAGGGUUGGCUGUGUGACAGGCAGAGUAAGACCCAAGUGCAGGACACAGAGGCAAACAGAUUUAUACUUAACAGGGCAGUUUUAACAAAUUACAAAAUACCAGACCGAGAUAUUACUGGAGUCAGUCAUACAGAACCACAGAGAAGCCUGAGGGGAAUACACAAGGGACUAAGGGUUUAAAUACACACAAGGUAAUUAGGAAGAGUGGAGACAGCAGGGAGAACAGGUGAACAGAAUGAGAUUAAUGACACAAGAGAAGCAAAACUGAACACAAAGCACAUGGAACAAGUGAGCAAACAUGACACAACACAGGGACACGUACACCAAAGAAUACAAAACGCAGCCACCCAGAGUAAGACUCGUGAACUGGAUACAGAGACAGAUGAUAAAAUAUCAGACAAACAGGCAGACAAAAUGGACCUGAGUUAAGACUAACCUAAAUGGAGACGUAUAAAGGAGAAGAAUCUUAAUGAACAAGUUAUGAAACAAGCUGAAGAAAUUUAACAGUAACAAAACAGGGUCCGAAACCCAGCAUGAGAAAAUUUGUCUUUUAACUAAAGAAAAAAUGUUUUCGAAGGCUGAUGCAAAUAGAUACAUGCCUGUGAAUGAAGAUCCAGUAGAGCAGGAUAAAUGACAGGAGUAACAUUUAUCCACAUUUAAAAUCAAAUAUAGAUGUUUUUUUAUAUAUAGUUGUAACAUCACAGCAACAGUAAAAGUAGUCUGAUCACUGCGGGUAUAAAAAUAAAAGCCUGAAAAGCCUUUCAUAAAAAAAAAAAAAAACUGAUGUGCUUUUGUUUUUUAAACUUUUUAUACUGUUAAUUUAACUGUACUCGUUCUAAUAAAUA
Molecule: messenger RNA, 2165 nt
Organism: Archocentrus centrarchus (flier cichlid)
Lineage: Eukaryota; Metazoa; Chordata; Actinopteri; Cichliformes; Cichlidae
Product: probable E3 ubiquitin-protein ligase ARI5
Exons: 4
Coding region: 292-1110 (272 amino acids)
Source: RefSeq, a predicted model, not a curated record